AAACUGGUGAUAUGGCAAUGACAUGGCUGCCACGUCAUUUUCACAAAAAUUAACAAUUAAAAAAAGACAUGAAAUGAAAUAAAAAAACAAAAACAUGAAAAUGAAAAUGAAAUAAAAAAACAAAAACAUGAAAAAUAAUCCCUUGAACCACUCUCCGUCCUCCGCCCUCCAAUCCUCCACCACAAAGAACACUUUGCUUGAAUCUCUCUUCUCCAUUCCAAUAAACCGCCCUCUCUUUCCCCGACAAUCCUCACCGAAAUCAAGUCCCUUACAAAGGCCGCAAGGAAUUCUGCCCGCGACCGACAGAGUGAGGAAGCCCCACAGGGGGAGCAGCUCUGGCACGAGAGACGUGAGAGAGCUUAGCCUAGCUGUGGAUUUUCGACUGCCGAUGCCCGGUGGGGAAAAUGGCGGAUUGGAUUGUGAAGAGAAACAGGGGAAGCAACUCUCGCAACGAGAGACGAGAGGGCGUAGGGUCCUAUUUUUCUUGCAUCGGACUCGCCGGCUGGCUGGCAAAGAUAUGAAGUAGAGAGCGGCGAGUCUCGUUCUUCUUGUCUUGGACUCGCCGGCUGGCUAGGGAAAGAUUAGAAGCAUAGAAUGGCGAUGGCUUUUCGUCGAUAGCAGAGGCGAGCAGGGCGGCGACUGAUUGUUGGGGAGAAAUAAGGGAAGGGGACGGAUUGGGUUCUUCUCGAUGGAGAGGAUGUUGUUGCCGGGGAAUGGAGGCCCUUUCUAGUUUGCAGCCAGCCGGGAUUUGGUUUUGAAGAAGACGACCUUCACUCUUCAAAUUUUUGUUUUUUUUUAUAUUUCAUUUUCAUGUUUUUAUUUCAAUUUUUGUGGAAAUGACGUGGCAGCCAUGUCGUUGCCAUAUCAGCAAAUUUUGCUGAGUCAUUAAUGGUGAGAAUGUUUGACCGUUAGUUUAGAUGGUCAACCCAAAAAUCGGGCCAAAUUUAUCUAAUAAUUUCAAAAGUAUGCC
Messenger RNA from Linum tenue, 970 nucleotides. The record is from the annotation of a GenBank genome assembly. NCBI's taxonomy places the organism in Eukaryota, Viridiplantae, Streptophyta, Magnoliopsida, Malpighiales, Linaceae.